UUUUUUUAAGAAAAAAGGUGCACUUGAAAGAAAACACAGCCCUACCCACUUCCAAGUCUGUGGCAAGUUACCGGUCAAACAUCUGUCUCAGGCCAGUGAGUGAUUAGUCCUGGAUCUGAGGAGAGACAGUCUGCCCUUUUUGAUUCUGCAGAUGUGAGUAGCGGGACUUUUGUUUGUGCUGCAGGUGGACCAUCGGUGGCAGUAGCAGCAGCUACAGUGGCUCUUGUUCCAGAUCCAGAUCAUUGUCCCUGAAUGUGAGCAGCGUCUCCUCAGUGUCCAGCACCUCUUCGCGCAUGAGCUCAGUGCAGAGCAUGGACUCAGGUGACAUGUAUGCCAACCUGGCCAGCCCUGGGUCCUCAGCCAACUCACAGUCCUGCACCCCAGUCCAGACCAAGAAGGAGAAAGGAACAGGGGCUCCUUGUGUGUUGGUGUUUGGCUGCAGAGGAGAGGCUGGCCCUUUGUGGAGAGAGGGGUCGUGUAGCCUCUGUCAGCACUGUGUGCAGCUGGUCAGACAACAUGGUGACCUGCCAGUUUUGUUCCUGUGCACACGUUGCCUGCUUCAUAAUGCACCUCUCCACCAGGCUGCACUCUGAAACCACUGUGUGAUGUCAGUGACCUUGCCCAAGUGAGCACUUCUUGUUGGCAAGAAAAAUCUAAAAAAGAAGACGGUGUUAAAGAGGGUAAGUGGAAAAGGAAUUCAUCCACACAGCCACCCAAAUCCUCGAAAUCUUCCACAGGCAGUAAAUCCUCCCAGCAGCCCACAACCCCCCAGCAGGCACCCCCCGGGCAGCCCCAGCAGGGUACAUUUAUGGCACACAAAGAGAUCAAGUUGACACUGCUGAACAAGGCUGCUCAUAAAGGGAGCAGGAAAUGGUAUGAGCCCUUGGACAAGGACAGGCAACGCCCUCCUCCAGCCAAGCGGGCCAACGUAUCCCCAGACCGAGGUUCUCGGGACCAGAAGUCAGGUGGGAGACUCAGCUCCCCAAAGCCAGAGCAGCAGAGGCCAGAGUUCCAAGGCUCCCGUGGCUUUGCCACAUGAGUGAAUGCCCCACCU
Molecule: messenger RNA, 1054 nt
Organism: Phyllostomus discolor (pale spear-nosed bat)
Lineage: Eukaryota; Metazoa; Chordata; Mammalia; Chiroptera; Phyllostomidae
Product: zinc finger CCCH domain-containing protein 18-like
Exons: 3
Coding region: 809-1039 (76 amino acids)
Source: RefSeq, a predicted model, not a curated record